ACGGUUAAGCGCCAAAAAACUAAAGAAGAAGAAGUGUGUGCGUGCAGACUUUCACCGGUGCUGUGGCGAACACCGCGAGGUGCACAUAAAGAAACACAAAUUAGCAUUUACAAGUACCGACAGCGAAACGUACACAGGGGGGAAAUUGUAUUAAAAGGAGCAGUUUUCUCAUCUAAAAAUUCCAUGGAAGGAGCAAUUGAUCAGGCCAAAAUGAAGUUUUCGAGAAUAGUAAACAGUCGCUCGUACACCCGGUUCAAUCAAUCUCAGAAUCCUGAUGGAGAGAGCAGCCAUGUGGAGGUGAAGCUUGCUGUAGAUGGUGAGGAGGAAAUGGAUGGAAUAGAACCAGAACAGAUGCAACGUGACACGUACACAAGACCCAGUCGUUCUGAGCCAUGGAACAAGUGGAGGAUUCUGGUUGGGGUGGGUGUAGUGCUGUUCAUCUUCUGUGUAGGUUUGCUCAUUGGAUACUCUACCCACCGCAAGUCUGAGCCUGCUACCUGCUCUCCAGGAGAUGGUGAGAUCAAGCAGGACCCUGAAGAUUCAUCUUAUCAAGAAAUUCCACCAUUUUAUCCACCUGUUUUGGAUUGGAGUGACCUUGUUAAACUUCUGAAUGAUAAACUGUCAUCUACAGCCAUUAAAGAUAAAUUAAGAGAUUAUUCCCAGGUCAGACGUACAGCAGGAUCAGCUGCAGAUAAUAAGAUAGCUGAUAAUAUCCAUGACAUUUUCAUGAAACAGAAUAUGGACCCCUGGGUGGAUGAGCACUUUGUGAAACUACAGUUUCCUAACAGCAACAAUCCAAACAAAGUGUACUUUGGUGAAGUGGAGAUCGGAAUUCCAAAAGGGUUCCUGGCUUACAGUGAAACAGGACGUAGAGAGGGUAAAGUGGUGUACGCCAACUAUGGUGAGCUUUCUGACCUGCAGAAUAAAGAAUACAAACUGAAUCUAAAUGGAUCUGUUGUACUGAUGAGAGCUGGAAAAAUCAGCGUGGCUCAGAAGAUUAUGAAUGCAGCUAAAAUGGGUGCCGUAGCAGCUCUGAUCUACCCAGACCCAGCUGACUAUAAAACUAUGUCUUUGGAUGCUGAACUUUAUGGACAUGUCCACCUUGGAUCAGGUGAUCCUUACACACCAGGAUUCCCGUCCUUUAAUCACACACAGUUUCCACCUGCCAAGUCCUCUGGUCUUCCAGGAAUACUUGCCCAGACAAUCACUGCUAACAUGGCACAAUCAAUCUUUGAAAAAAUGAAAGGAGAAGAAGCUCCUGCUAGAUUUACAGGUGCCCUCUCAAGUUACAAGUUGGGAAGUGAGAGUGACAAAGUAACGGUAGUAGUCAAUAAUAAUCUUGCAGACACCAAGAUCCAUAAUGUGUUUGGAGUCAUCAAAGGUUAUGUGGACCCUGAUCGUUAUGUCGUGAUUGGAGCGCAGAGAGACUCCAUGGCUGUGGGAUAUGCCAAGUCUGCAGUUGGCACUAGUCUUCUGCUGGAGCUUGCGAGAGUUUUCACAGAGUUAAAAAAAGAAGGUUACAGACCUAAAAGGAGUAUUGUGUUUGCCAGCUGGACUGCAGGAGAUUUUGGAAAUGUCGGAGUUACUGAAUGGCUUGAGGGAUACUGGUCGUCACUGGACAAAAAAGCCUUUACUUACAUUAGUUUGGAUGGUGUUGUUACUGGUGCCAAUUCUUUUAAAGCGUCCGCCAGUCCUUUGUUGCACACACUUCUGCAAAAAACCCUGGGAAAGGUCAAAAGCCUAAAGUCAAAUUCAAGCCUUCUCCAGCAUUAUGGUCCUGGUUUUCCAUCACUUCUGACGCCCAUGCAGAUGGAUGAUGGUGCAUAUCCUUUCCUGGCCCUCUCUGGAAUCCCAUCUGUUUCUUUCAGUUUCAGCUCUCCUUCGAAUGAACAGUUCUUAGACACAAGCAUGGAUGAAGAAGAGCAUCUGAACCGCAUCACUGAGCAGAAAGUGGUUGAGUUGUCUGUGAUUGCUGCUCAGGUUGCUGGGCAGAUGGCCCUUCGGCUCAUUCAUGACCACAUCAUCAAACUAGAUGUUACCAAGUAUUCUGAUGUGAUCAGCGACCACGUGAGCCGCAUCAUCCAGCGCGUUGACACUCUCAAAAAUGACAGGGCCAAUAAAAUUGAGCUUUUGUCAACUAAGUGGCUGAAUGCGGCAAAGAAUUCCUACAGUCGUGCUGCAGCCUCUCUAAAUAUUGACAUAAGCAAUACCGACCUGAAUGACUUUGAGAUGUGUCGUAUAAUCAAUAACCGCAUAAUGAAGGUGGAGCAUAAUUUUCUCUCUCCUUACGUGUCUUUGAGAGACGUCCCAUUCCGCCAUAUUUUCUUUGGUAAUGGCUGGCAAACCAGCACAGACCUGGAAAACUACUUGGGUGAUGUACAUGAAAAUAAGAUGAGCUGGAACAUAGACGAGGUCCUAAACAAGUUCGCUCUACUCACCUGGACCAUCCAGGGCUGUGCUAAUGACCUGGCUGGCGAUAUCUGGUCUUUGGACAACGAGAUAUAACGUUUUUCACUGUUGCAUCAACCAACUUGUCAUCGGCUUUGCUUAAAAAUAUUUCUAGAUGCACAAAUAUAAUCCUGUCACUAUGAAGUAUAUCUGAUUUGAUUUGGAACAAUGAAUUUUCACCAAGCAUAUCUUCAAAUUUAAUAUGACAGCUUAAUAUUAAUCUUUGGAAGAACUUUAAUCAUAUUAAGAACUAUAGUGAGAUAUUGAAUGUUAUUGCAUUAUAUUAUUCUUGCAGGACUAGGGAUAAAUAAUACAAUAUUUAAUCGUUAAAGAAAUCAGAGCACAAGGUCAUUAACUUUGCUCCUCUGCGAAUUGUUCUUAGGUGCAUGUCAUUUCUGGAUUACAUUGAAAUUUUUUUACUCAUCCAUGCCUUGUUAUUAAGUUGCACAUUGUGUGUAUUGAGUAAAUCUUGUCCUCGGCUGCUACUUGGGAAUUUUGGUCCCUUUUGCACUUCAUAUAAAACCCCAACUCAGCCUCUCUGAUCAACUGAGGACAAUACUGUAUUUAUUUCUUAUUUAUUUAUCAGUGACAGUGUUCACUAUAAAAGUGUCUUUUUUUUUCGUUUCUUUUUUAAUUAUCGGAAGCAGUGCCUUCCAUAAUUGUGGCGGUUAUACUGUCAGUUCUUAAAAGCAGCAUCUGCUAACAGAAAUACAUGUUACCAACAGCUGGCAUUAGAAAUGUCUCUUGUUACAGGUGCUUGAGGAAAUAAGCUCAAAAGCACCUGUUUUAAUAUUACGGAGCAGUUCCUCUUCUUUAAAAAAAAAAAGUUUUUGUUUUUUUGAAGAAAAGACCCAAAUUUGUCAAAUUGAAAUCAGAGCAUAAAGCCGUUUAAAAACAAGGCCUGGUUAAAGGAUGGUUUUAUACAUUUUCUUGUAUUAAAGUAUCUCUUUUGAUGAUGAUGUUCUCAUUUGUCUGAAAUAAUUUGAUAAAUUGGCAAGGCUAGUUCCUAUUUUGGCUGAACUUGUGGGCUCGAGCAUUUUUGUGACAACAGCAUUUCUCUGUAACAUUUAUAUUUCAAUUCUAAAUCCAUUAUCGGGAGCAGUGUCUUCCAUAAUGUGGAGUGUUUGAAGGUAGUUUUUGCCUACCGACGUGUAUAUAUCGAGGACAGUGAUCCUCAUAUUUCACUGUAGGGUGGAUCAAAUUAUCGGGAACAGUGUUUCCCAUAGUUUUGUAAAUAUUAAUUUUUCAUUGUGUUUUGUGUGGCUUUUUUUUCCCUGCUUUGUAAUCACUGUAAUCUGAACAACUUGAAGAUGCUUUUUACAUUUAGUCAUGCCUGUUUUGUUUAAGUUCAGUUUCUUUUCAAUGUUUCACUGGGUUUUCCCUUUUCUGGCCUGUUUCCAAAAAUGGAUAUUCGUUGUGUUAUUUAUAGAGAUGCUCUUUCAGGUGUUUGAUUUUUUUUUUUUUUUUUUUUUUUUGGUUGCUUAUUUCUGAACCUGCUCUUUUUUUUCUUUUUCUUUUUUUUCUUUGAAAAGAGGAUGUAGUCGUAAAACAUAAUGAUUAGGAUAUGAUGUAUGACUGAUUAGCUUACUGCUGAUUUUACAUAAUGGUUUCAUGUUUAAAGGCACAGGUUUUGCUAAUGUGUCUUGCAUACUAGUCUACUUGUCUUUUUUUUUUUUUUUCUCCUCGUGGCACUUAGCAGAAAGUUACAGAAUUUGUUUGGUCUUUCAUAGCAUGUAGAUGUGCAUGAAAUCUAAACAUCACAGGUUGUUAAAAACAAAGUGUUUCAAGCUGAUUGUGAUGAUGAAAUACAUUUACUAGACAUUUCCAUUUGUGUGAAUCAACGGUUACUUCUAGAUAAGCAGGGUUUUAUUUACCAAAUUGUCUUUAUUAAAAUUAAUAGACAGUAAAAUUGAUAACUGAGAUAUGUCUAGAUUUGUUAGGUGGUGGUCGGGUUUCAAGUUAAACCAUUGGAUUGCUGUUGAUUGUUAGAAUUGCCGUUUGAAUCCAAUAUCUGUCAACCUUUGCUCUGUAAUAAAUUUAGCAUUGAAAGUA
Messenger RNA from Carassius gibelio (silver crucian carp), 4500 nucleotides. RefSeq names its product transferrin receptor protein 1. Gene Ontology annotation, cellular component: external side of plasma membrane. Gene Ontology annotation, molecular function: transferrin receptor activity. The transcript has 18 exons. The record is from RefSeq and is a predicted model, not a curated record. The coding region runs from base 184 to 2505 and encodes 773 amino acids. Gene Ontology annotation, biological process: intracellular iron ion homeostasis; transferrin transport. NCBI's taxonomy places the organism in Eukaryota, Metazoa, Chordata, Actinopteri, Cypriniformes, Cyprinidae.